This is a messenger RNA of Pichia kudriavzevii, 1503 nucleotides long. RefSeq lists its product as uncharacterized. The transcript has a single exon. Gene Ontology annotation, molecular function: protein binding. Bases 1 to 1503 code for a protein of 500 amino acids. The record is from RefSeq and is a predicted model, not a curated record. Lineage: Eukaryota; Fungi; Ascomycota; Pichiomycetes; Pichiales; Pichiaceae.
AUGUCGUUUAGUACAAAGGAUACUGUUCUUUCAUUAAAUCCUUCAUCUCCAUUGCUGUGUUCUCCUGAAACAACCAUUCAGGAGGCGGCAAUGGAAAUGGUCAAUUCUCACGACACGUACAUGUUGGUUACCUCACCAAAUGGUGAACUGCAAGGCAUUUUUACGGCCAAAGAUUUGGCAUUUCGGGUUGUCGGCUCAAAGCUGAAUUUCAAUAGUCCAGUUUCUGAAAUCAUGACUGCAAAUCCAAUAUGUGCUAAGCGAGAGACGAUUGCGGGCGAUGCAUUGAAAUUGAUGGUUUUGAAGCAAUUUAGGCAUUUACCGAUUAUUGACAAUGAUGGGAGCAUAAUUGGUGUCUUAGAUAUAACCCGGUGUUAUAAGGAUGCAAUGAAAAAACUAGAAAAGAUGUACGAGGAAUCACAGAAAUUGCAUCAAGUCAUGGACACGGUGAAUAAAGAAUUGGGCAACCAAAAUUAUAUGUUUACAUACUUUGAAAAUUUAAGAAAGCUAUUGAAUGGACCAUGCUUAAAGGAAGUCUUAUGUGAGAAAACUAGGGUUGUGUUUUGCGAUGGGGAUUCAAAUGUCUACGAUGCUUGCAUGUUAAUGAAAAAAUGGAAAACAACUGCAGUUUUAAUCAAGAAUUUGGCCAAUAAUAAGGAGAUUUAUGGUAUAUUCACCAGUAAAGAUGUUGUAAGUAGAGUGAUAUCUAAAGGUUUAACACCUGAAGAAUGCCUAGUAAAGGAUGUUAUGACGCUGCAUCCAGAAUGUGCAGAUUGGAACAUCUCUAUAAACAGUGCUUUAAAAAAGAUGUUUGAAGGUAAGUAUCUCAAUUUGCCCGUGGUCGAUGAUAAGGAUCAAGAUAUUGUUGGCACUGUCGACAUUAUACGUUUAACUAAUUUUACACUGAAUCAGAUUCAAACAAUGGAAAUGAUCCAAGAUGAGGAAGAUGAUCUGGAAGAUGAUUUGGAAGAUGUGCUUGAAGAAGACGAAGGGGUAAUAAAAGAGGAAGAGGGACAUGAAAUUGCGAUAGUGGUUGAAGAGGAAAAGGAAGAGGAGGAUGGAGGGAAUGGCGAUUAUGAUGUUAGCAUGCAAGAAAUGAAUGAGUUCGAUGUUGGUGUUGGUAAACGGAGAAGAAGAAAGAUCAACUUUGACAAUGUCUAUUUUUUCAAGUUCAACAUUGAUGGGGAAAUGCGUCGUGUUAGCUAUAGACCUAGUGAAGGUUUCAAGAGGUUUGAAAAGAUGUUGCAAAAGGAAGUUGAGUCUAGUGGGAGGAUACAAAUAUCAUACACCGAUGAAGAUGAAGAUGAGAUUUUUAUUCACACAGAUAAAGAUUUGCGAGACUGUAUCUUUUCCAAAUGCAAGCUUGGUGAGGAAAAGAUUGAAAUUCAUGUCCAUAAAAAGACAGCUGUUGGUGGAAAUGGUGGUGGGCUACUUUUACCUGUUGCAUUAUUUACCCUUUCAGCAACAAUUAUUGGGGUAUUUACAAUUAGUAGAAUGAAUAAAUAA